AUGCCGUGUCGAGGUGUUGAAUUCAAAGCUCAUCGGUCCAUUUUUUGCACCCAGUCAGCCUUCUUCAACAACAUAAUCCAAAGUGGUUCCAAGGAAUCUACUGAGCAACCGGUCAUCAACAUCCAGGGAGAUACCCCAGAGAACCUGGCGCGAGUCCUAGCUUACCUCUACCGGGGAGACUACGAUGAUGUCGGACAAGACCUACACUUCCGAUCUACCACCGCCCCCUCUGAUGGCUCUGACGCAGUCAAGCAAGAGACCAAGUCCAAGCACACCGGUCCAGCACGGGAAAUCGUCCUAAACAACAUGAACGUCUUCCUCGCAGCCGAGAGGUUCGCAAUUCCUCCAAUUAAAUCUCUCGCAGAACUCAAGUCUUUGGAAUGGGUGCCGCAAACGCCAAUUCCCCCGUGGUCCCCAAAGUCGCUCGAGACGUCAUGGAAAAAGGUUGCCGCCCGUCAUGAAACAAAGUUACAGGAUGUCAUUCUCGCAGUUAUCUACAUGCAUAUUGAGGAACAUGUUGAGAAUCCUGAGAUGCUCGACUUCUUCGCUGCUUUCGGGGCCAUGGGGUCACUGAUUAUCGAGAUGCUUGUUAAGAGUGGUCGGGUGAAGUCAAUGGUUAAGCCUGACAGUAUUGGAAAACUGACGGCGGCUUUUACCUCGAUUUGUAGCAGUGAAGAUCUGAGUGGUUUUGGAUGUGAGGAUUGGUGA
Messenger RNA from Penicillium subrubescens, 708 nucleotides. RefSeq names its product BTB/POZ domain-containing protein. Lineage: Eukaryota; Fungi; Ascomycota; Eurotiomycetes; Eurotiales; Aspergillaceae. Bases 1 to 708 code for a protein of 235 amino acids. The record is from RefSeq and is a predicted model, not a curated record. Gene Ontology annotation, molecular function: protein binding. The transcript is spliced from 3 exons.